This is a messenger RNA of Tetranychus urticae (two-spotted spider mite), 4471 nucleotides long. It is a transcript of the gene Vinc, whose product is annotated as vinculin. The record is from RefSeq and is a predicted model, not a curated record. Gene Ontology annotation, biological process: cell adhesion. Gene Ontology annotation, molecular function: structural molecule activity; actin filament binding. Gene Ontology annotation, cellular component: actin cytoskeleton. Lineage: Eukaryota; Metazoa; Arthropoda; Arachnida; Trombidiformes; Tetranychidae.
AUCCUCUUCCUUCAUCUCCUCCUUCAUCUCCACCUCUCUUCUUCAUGUUGUUACCACUUCAUCCUUUCAGUUAAUUCAUCAUAAACACAUCAUACUCUGAAACAAGGGUAGUCUAGAGGAGGAACCAAUCUUCCAUCGGUCAUCUCCUUUUAUGGUUACUGGUUACUAGGUUAACAUACUCACAGUAUAAACUUUAUCAUCUCUGUUUUUUCAACCAACUUUAGCUUUCAUCUCACCAAUUACAUCUUCUUCUAACAACACCUUAAUUGGCACAUACAUCUCACUUUUUACAUUAUUGUCUUCCUUUUCAUCAUCUCUAGCAUAAUCUAAAACAAUAACAACAAUCAUCUGUCUUUUUUCAUUCUCAACGUUCAAACAGAACACAAUAUCAUCGCAAUAUUACACCUUUAAUCAAUGGAUUUUUACUGAGUUCAACAGGUUUUGAUUCAUAAAAGUUUAUGUUGAAGUGUGAUCAAAAUGUUCUCUCGGUUUUAAAGGAAUAACAUUGGAACAGCUAAAUAAAAAUAAAGUGCUUUGUUUUGUAAAUCAAGUGGUGAUUGGAAAUUUUGGAAAUCACUCUCAACAGUAAAGAUGCCAGUUUUCCAUACUAAAACCAUUGAGAGCAUCUUAGAGCCUGUGGCUCAACAGGUAUCUCGUCUAGUCAUCCUACAUGAAGAAGCAGAAGAUGGUGCCGCUAUGCCUGACUUGGAAAAGCCAGUCUUAGCAGUCAGUGCAGCUGUGAUGAAUCUAAUUAAGGUCGGAAGGGACACAAUCAAUUGCAGUGAUGAUCCAAUUCUUCGUCAAGAUAUGCCAGCCUCGCUUCAGCGGGUGGAGAAAGCAUCUAAGCUUUUAGAAGAGGCAUCAGCUAUGCUCAAAGCUGAUCCAUACUCACAACCAGCUCGUAAAAAAUUGAUUGAAGGCGCACGAGGUAUCCUGCAAGGAACAUCAUCUCUGUUGCUAUGUUUCGAUGAGUCGGAAGUGCGGAAAAUCAUAAAAACAUGCAAAGAGGUCUUAAAUUAUCUCGCUGUUGCUGAAGUAAUUGAAACUAUGGAGGACUUGGUACAUUUUGUAAAGGAUGUCAGCCCACACUUGACUCGAGUUUCCAGAGAUGUUGAUGCUCGUGAAAAGGAAUUAACUCAUAUGGUUCAUCGAGAAAUUUUGAUUCGAAGUUUGGAUGCAGUUAAAACUUUAGCUCCAAUUUUAAUCUGCGCCAUGAAAAUAUACGUACAACUUUUAGCUCAAGGUAAAAAAACGGAUGAGGCUGCUGAAAACCGGAACUAUCUGUGUACACGAAUGACUGAUGAAAUCAAUCAAAUAAUCCGAGUAUUACAGCUUACAACAUACGAUGAAGAUGAAUGGGAUGCUGACAACUUAACCUGUAUGAAGAAAGCUUUGACAGCCAUUGAUGGAAAAGUUCAAGCUGCUCAUGAUUGGCUUGAAGACCCAACAGUUUUACCCGGAGGAAUUGGAGAGAAAUCAAUACGCCAGAUAUUGGAAUAUGCUAAUCGAAUUGCUGACCGAUCUUUACCACCAGAUCGUGAUGCUAUUAAAAAAGGAGCUGGUGAUAUUAAUGCCAUGAUUAAUGCCUUAUGUGAGUUAAGAUCUGAGGGAAAAGGAGAUUCGCCUCAAGCUCAAUCUCUCAGUCGAAGUAUUGGACAGAAAUUAAAAGAGCUCAUCGGUAUGUGUAACCGAGCUGUUACCAAUGUUGAGAGAAGCGGAGUUCGUCAACCAGCCCACACUUUGAGAGGAAAAGUUGAACAAGCUCAAUCUUGGCUUGCUAAUCCAGCUCUUGAUGACAAAGGAUUGGGCCAACAAACUAUACAAUCAAUUAUUGAUGAAGCUCGUCGUUUAGCUUCUCUAUCAUCACCUGCUCAUCGUCAAGAUAUUUUAAAUCUAUGUGAUGAAGUUGAAUCAUUGAAUAGACAGUUGGGUGAUCUUGUUCGUCGUGGUCAAGGUAACACUCCACAAGCUCAAGAUAUUGCCAGACGAUUAUCAAAUAAACUUGGCGAAUUACAAAAGCUUUGUGAAAAUGCUCUGGUUAACCGUGUUGUUGAAGAUUUCAUAGACGUAACCACUCCGCUUAAACAAUUCACUGAUGCCGCUUUGGCUCCUGAAGGAACACCUAAUCGUGAGGUUAAUUUCAAUGAUAAAGCUCAAGGGCUGUCCAAAUUUAAUCAACGCGCAGCUCAAACAGCUCGUAAUGUUGCCUCUGGAAGUGCACCCAACAAGCGUCUGGCUGAAGGUUUAAUGUCAUCAGCUAAUCAAUGUGAAAGUUUAUGUCCUCAAUUGAUCAAUGCUGGUCGCAUUCGGUUAACUCAUCCUGAUAAUGUUGCUGCUGACGAACAUUUUGCAAAUCUCAGGAAACAAUACGCUGAUAGUAUCAAUCGAAUGCGUAAUUUGGUCGAUGAAGCAAUAGACACAAUAGCGUUCAUCAAGGCUUCAGAGGAUGCAAUUAAAAAACAUUCGGCUCUUUGUGAGAGUGCCAUUGUUAAUCAACAACCUCAACAAAUGGUGGACAAUACAACUGCUAUUGCACGAUUGUCAAACAGAGUUUUAAUGGUGGCUAAACAAGAAGCUGAUAACUCUGAAGAUCCAGCUUUUAUUGCUCGAGUCAAUAAAGCAGCUGAUGAAUUACAAAACGCUGUACCUCCAAUGGUUUCAAACGCUAAGGCAGUUGCUCUUAACAUAACUGAUCCAAAUGCUAUUUCAAAAUGGCGAGAUUCGAAUAGAGCGUUGAUCAAUGCUGUUGCCAAUGUGAGGAAAGCUGUUUCACCCGAGCUUCCAGACAUCAGUCAACUCAUGUUAAGAGAAGCAUCGCCAUUGGGUCAACCUUCUAGCUACAAUACUAUGGCCAAUAUGGAUUACCAUUAUCCAACUAAACGACAAUCUGACAUACGAACGUUACCCCUUCAUUACGGUUAUAGAAAAGAAGAAGAAGCACCUCCACGACCACCAUUACCCGUCCACGAUGAAGCUCCACCAAGACCACCACCACCACCAGCAGAGACGGAUGAUGAGUUUGAGGAAAGAUUCCCAAUCAUUCAACCCAAUCAACCCAUCAUGAUGGCCGCUCAUGGACUACACCAAGAAGUAAAACAAUGGUCUAGUAAAGACAAUGAGAUAAUUGCUGCUGCAAAGAAAAUGGCUCUUCUUAUGGCACGAUUGAGUCAAUUGGUUCGAGGUGAAGGUGGAACCAAAAAAGAUCUCAUUGCAUGUGCCAAAGCUAUUGCUGAAGCUUCAGAAGAAGUGACCAGAUUAGCCAAGGAACAAGCAAAACUUUGUACAGACAAGCGUAUGAGAACUAACAUUUUACAAGUGUGUGAACGUAUCCCAACAAUCGGAACUCAAUUGAAGAUUUUGUCAACAGUCAAGGCAACUAUGCUAGGAGCUCAAGCUACUGAGGAGGAUCAAGAAGCAACCGAUAUGCUCGAAGGAAAUGCUCAGAAUUUGAUGCAAUCAGUCAAAGAAACAGUUCGUGCUUGUGAAGCAGCUUCAAUUAAAAUCAGGACUGAUGCCGGGGUCAGAUGCAUUUGGAGGAGGAAAUCCCCUUGGUAUCAGUAUUAAUCAUAAUGAUGAUCUAUGCCGAGUUAUGAAUUGGUUGAAUGAAAGUUCUUUUUGUCUUGAGUAACCAUAAUGUCGAUAAUAUACCUUUUGCAUAAACUGAUGAAGCGAUAAUAUUUUCUCAAAAAACGAGAUGAGAACGAAAAAUUAUUUUGAGCCAUUCUGUUUGGCUACUGAAUUUACGAACAAUCUCUUAUUGAUAAACUCUAAUCGAUGUGCAUCUUUCAAUCAAGUUUGCUUUUAGAUUUGUUAAAAAUGCUGCUUAAUUCUUACUCUUGAUCAACCAUAAUUUAGUAUACAUUUCAAAGUCUUUAUUACAGUCAAGUUACAUACUUAAUCAAAAGUGCCAGUCGCAUCUAUAGCUAUGCAAUCAAGCUUAUAAUUUACUCAAAUCGUCUUUAUUUUGAUGACAUAUGGAAAGUUUAGUGCUAACAAUAGCUAUCAAGAUUCAUUUAGUUUCGGAAUCUAUUGCAUUUAUUCAUAAACCUGAUUAAUAAACUUCUCUAGUGAUUCUUAGUGUGAGAAAUUUUUAAUCUCUAGAAAACGGUGGGUUUUCAGGAAAAGUUAUUAAAUUCUGAACAUUAAUAUUGUGUGUGAAUUGAAGUAAUCUGUUUGUGCCAAACAAAAUGAAAUAACAGAUAAAACACGAAAAAAAGAUGUUUAUCGACUUGCAUUUUAUCUCUCUUUCUAUCAAAAUGACUUUAAUUAUUAUUAUAAGUACUUCUAACAUCUAUCAACUGAAAUGAUCAAUAAUUAUCAAUGUAUUCUCAAAAUAUUAUCUUUUCUUUCAUUUUACUUUCUCCUUCACUCUCUACUCAAUUACACCAUCUUUAAACAUUGUGAACAUUACCACAUCAAUCAAUGAUGAAAUGAAAAAUUUCAUGUUUAAAAUUAAACUUUAAUCAAUUGA